CUUGCUAAGUCAUGUUGUAAAUUCGAGGCGUUUGAAUUUUCAACUUCAGUCGCUGUCGCAAAUGCUAAAUUUUGAUCAGAUCUUGCCUCGGUGAAGUCUUCUAACCAUAAUCUGAAGAUUUCACUUUUUAAGUUACACUCACUAAAGCCAAAAAGCUGAAAGAAAGUUCAAGAGUUCUCAACGAAUCCAAAAAGAUUAAUUUUACUAUUUCACAAAGAGUAAUCACAACGUAUCAUGGAAGAAACGAUAGAAUUUAGUGAAAUUGAUAUUACGGAUCAGAAUAUCGUCUCAGAAACUGCCAAAAUACCUUACGCCAAGUCGGAAAUCCUGGAGCCAAAUUUAGAAGAGGAUACUUCAUCGGAAAUGGGAAAAGAUGUACAAAGCAAAGCUGAUGACGGCAAUGAUUCGACCGUUGAUCUCGAAAGGAAAACAUCUGAUAAAACUACGGUGAUUUUAGAAAGCGAUGAUGAAGCUUUUUCGCAAGAUAUUGGUGAAUGCAAAGGAUCGGAAAUUCUUCCUGAGUCUAGUUUAGCACAAGCUUUAACAACGGAUUCUCAACCAGGCGAUGAAAACACUAUGGCAAAAGAUAUUUCAAUAAAAAGUGAAAACGUUAAAGUCGCAGAAAACGUCGCCGAGUUACAAGAGGAGGUAUCACAAAAGGAACAGGCCUCCGGUUCAGAAAACUCCUCGAGGAAGCUGAACAGGUUUACGAUAUUACACGAAGAUGAUUUCUCAGACGUCGAGGAUGACACAGAAGCUUCGAUGGUAUCGUUAUUGAGAGGGACUAUCGGCGAGUUGGAACGCGCGUUGCGGGACUCCCGCGCGUUGAUUAAAACACGAGAUGAAGAUAUCUCCACCCUUAGAAGAGAAGUUGAGAGAGCUCGAGAACAAACUCACAAAGAGCAAAUGAAAUGGCAGAGAAAAUCCACAUUGGCGGAGGAACGCUGCCGAGAAAUCCAGGAAUUGAAGAAGAAAUUAUUGGAUUCCGAGAAAACGGUGGAGGAACUCUCGGAGCGAAUCAAGGAAUUCGAGUCGCCGUGCAGUGAAUCAGACGAUAUUGUCGCUUGUUGUUCUUCCAUGAAAGAACUCCUGGAUUUGAAAAUGGAACUUGUGGAAAAGGAUGAACUUAUAAAAGAGAUACAAAAAAAUAAUCCUGAAGAAAUUAUGGAGAACGCCAUUGUGUCGGCGCAAGGAUGGAAAGCCAAGGAGAAACGAGAGAAAGAGACGGACCAACACAAUCAACUGAAGUUGAAGUUCUUGCGCGAUGCAUUCUUCUAUUUUAUGAUUGAUUUUCAUAGCGAGGAACAAAUGAAGGCGAUAUUAGCUGUAUUGUCGUAUGGAGAUCAAAGAGAAGACGUGAUUUAUCAAGCAUAUCGGAUGAGACAGCGAGGAAAGAAAUUUGCAGUGAAAGAGGUUUCCUCAAGAGGACUUGCUUUUCUUCAUGAAGAAACCUGAAGUGAAUGAUAAAUCUUACUA
Molecule: messenger RNA, 1476 nt
Organism: Dendronephthya gigantea
Lineage: Eukaryota; Metazoa; Cnidaria; Anthozoa; Malacalcyonacea; Nephtheidae
Exons: 2
Coding region: 235-1455 (406 amino acids)
Source: RefSeq, a predicted model, not a curated record